Messenger RNA from Pyricularia pennisetigena, 1653 nucleotides. RefSeq lists its product as uncharacterized. Bases 1 to 1653 code for a protein of 550 amino acids. Gene Ontology annotation, cellular component: fungal-type cell wall; extracellular region; cell surface. The transcript has a single exon. Gene Ontology annotation, molecular function: glucan endo-1,3-beta-D-glucosidase activity; 1,3-beta-glucanosyltransferase activity. Lineage: Eukaryota; Fungi; Ascomycota; Sordariomycetes; Magnaporthales; Pyriculariaceae. Gene Ontology annotation, biological process: cell wall organization. The record is from RefSeq and is a predicted model, not a curated record.
AUGAAGGGAUUCACUGUCGCCACUGCCGCUGUCGCGGCCCUCUCCGGAGGUGUCAGCGCUCACCGUCAGCACCGCCAGGCCCACCACUAUGACCUGUUCGCCAAGAGGGCUGCCAACGACUCGGCCGUCUGCGUGCCUGAGUGCAAGACCUACUACACCACCAUCUACGGCGAGCCCACCCUCGUCCCGGAUGCGCCCCAGCCUUCCCCGACCCCCAAGACCACGCCCCCGGCCACGGUCCCUACCCCGAUCGCCCAGGAGUGCCCCACCCCCGGCACCUACACCUUCCCUGCGACGACCAUGGUCGUGACCUCGACCGUCACUGCAUGUGCCCCUGCGACGACCACGGUCUCCUCGGGCGUCAACACCAUUGGCGGUGUCACCACUGUCGUCACCACGGCCACCACCGUUGUGUGCCCCGUCCCGACCGUCAAGACCGAGUCCAACGGCGACGUGACCAGCAUUGUCACGCAGACCACUUACGUCUGCCCUACGCCCGGUACCUAUGUCAUUGGUGGCACUACCACCACCGCCUCCACCGAGACCGAGGUGGUGGUCCCUACCAUCACUACCUACCCCCCGGGCAACUACACCGCCCCGGCUGUCACCACCAUUGUUGACACCAAGACCGUGGUUUACUGCCCAUUCACCAGCGAGACUCCGGCCCCGGUCCCGACUGUUGCCCCUACCUCGGCUGCCGCUCCUCCCCCGGCCCAGACCUCGCCCUCCAAGGCUCCUGAGACCUCUUCUUCUUCUUCAGUCUCUCCCCCUCCUCCCGCCUCGUCGCCUUCAGCGUCGUCGCCUCCUGCCUCUUCACCUACUGCCUCUCCGCCGCCCACGUUGGGUGGUGGCAACCAGUGGGCCAUGACCUACACCCCGUACGGCAACGGUGGCGUCUGCAAGUCCGCUGAGGAGGUCGACAGCGACAUUGCCAAGAUCAAGGCUGGUGGCUUCAAGACUGUCCGUGUUUACUCGACCGACUGUAACACCCUCCCUAACGUGGGUGCUGCCUGCCGCAAGCACGGUGUCAAGAUGAUCAUUGGUGUCUUUGUCGGCCAGCCCGGCUGCACCAACGGCAGCCCCCAGGUUGCCGAGCAGAUUAGCGCCAUCAAGUCGUGGGCACAGUGGGACCUUGUUGAGAUGUGCAUUGUUGGUAACGAGGCCCUGUACAACGGUUACUGCACUCCCAACCAGCUCAAGGACUUGAUCGGCGAGGUCCGUGGUGUCCUCCGCUCUGGUGGCUGCAACGCUCCCGUCACCACCACCGACACCGUCGGAGGCUGGGAGGCCCAGGGUGUCGCUGAGACUAUCUGCCCCGUCGUUGACGUUGUCUCUGCCAACAUCCACGCCUACUUCAACGGUGCCGUGCAGCCCAAGGACGCCGGCAAGUUCGUUUCGAGCCAGCUCCAGCAGGUUCAGAAGCUCUGCGGUGGCAAGGAUGGCUACAUCAUGGAGACUGGCUGGCCCACCGGUGGCAAGUGCAUUGGCACUUCAUGCCCCGGUCAGCAGCAGCAGGCUGACGCCAUCAAGUCCAUCCAGCAGGAGUGCGGCGGCAAGGCUGUCUUCUUCAGCUGGACCGACGACGACUGGAAGGCUCCCGGUGACUGCGGCUGUGAGAACCACUUUGGCUGCGGACGCCUCUUCUCGUCUUGA